GGGGGGCGUGUCCCGAGCGGAGCCCCGCCGGUGGGCGCGGGGGCCCGGCCGGUACCGGGAUGGGGCUGCCGGCGGCGCUCCGGGACCAGGUGGCCGCGGUGCACCGGGGCUCGGCGCUACCCGAGCGGCUGCGGCUCUACGACGGCUGGGCCGCCCGCUACGAGCAGGAUGUGGCGGCUCUGGAGUACCGGGCACCGCAUCUCGCCGCCGCCUCCCUCUCCUUCGCUUUCCCCGCGCCGCGCGCCGAGGCGCGGCUGCUGGACGUGGCCUGUGGCACCGGGCUCGUAGCGCGGGAGCUCCACCGGCGCGGGUUCCGCUGCCUGCACGGCGUGGACGGCAGCGCGGGGAUGCUGGAGCAGGCGCGGAGCACCGGGCUCUACCAGGAGCUGCGGCUCUGCGUCCUGGGCACGGAGCCGCUGCCCGCGCCCGCAGAGCACUACGACGCCGUGACGGUGGUGGGGGCCCUGGGCGAGGGGCAAGUGUCGAGCACGGUGCUGCCGGAGCUGCUGCGGGUCACCAAGCCGGGCGGUUUCCUGUGCCUGACGACGAGGAGCAACCCCUCGAACCUGCGGUACAAGGCAGAGCUGGAGGCGGCGAUGGGGCAGCUGGAGUGGAGCGGAGCCUGGCAGAAGCUGCUGGCCCAGGAGGUGGAAUACUGGGAGAGGGCCACCACCGAGGAGGAGAGCACCCAGGGCACCGGCUACAUCUCCGGGGUGGUCUACAUCUACCAGAAGUGCCCUGUGCCGCACCUGGAGGAAGGCUGAGAGCCAGCAUGGCUCUGGAGAUGGGGUGAGCACUGGGCCCCUUAUAAAACUGAGCCCAGUGACCCCCUCCUGGAGCAGGGCAGGGGGAGUUUUUUGGGGGGAGUUUCCCCAUUCCCUUUCUUGGUUCCUUCUCCCCCAAGUCUGGGCUUGGGGCCAUUGUCUUCUCCUCGGCAUGGGGAGGGUCUCCUGGAUUUGCCAGGGUCACCUGGGCACCACCUUUAGCUCUGACAUUCAGGCAUUGUCCCCAGCACCUCAGCGCUCACCAUGACAUCUCACAGACCCACAUGGCUGCUUUCCAAGGCAUGUCCAGUCCAGGAUGUCUUCUCCCCACCUCACCCACCUCAGCACUCAUGGUCAAAAUCUGGAUCCUCCUUCAUCUCCCACCCCCAGAGUCUUUACCUGGGGACUGUUAGGGGUGGGUCCCCAUCACUGUGUGCUGUGGCUUCCCAUCCUCAUCCUUCCCAGGGCUGAACCCAGCCCUGAGGUGCAGGAGCCUCCACAUCCAGAGCCGGAGCAGCAAUGCCGAGGUGGCUCCCAGCUGGAGAGGCUUUCCAAGUGCCACAUCCGCCUUUCAUCCCACAACAGCUGCUGGAAUCUCUCAUUUUCCCACAGCUUUGUAGUUAAUGGUCUGGGUGGAAAAUGAGUUUGGAAGGGAUUUCGGGAGCUGGUGGCUGCUCCCCACCCAGCACUGCCUGCCCAGCCUGUUCCCCCAGCCCCUUGCUGGGCUGCCUCCACAAUUCCUCCUCCACUGCUCCCUUGGGAAGUUUUUUACCUAAAUUUCUUGCUAGAAUAUUUGGGCUUUUUUCAUUUUUCCCUUCCCUCAGACCUGUUCCUGCUCAUCCUGUUCCCAUGGUCCUGGGAACAGGUUGCAUCCUUCCCCUCAGGAGCUCUUCCCCAAUGUGAGGCAAUGGCUGUGUCUGUCCCUGUCCCUCACCCAGGGCAUCCCACAUCUUCCACACUCACCCUCCCCAUGGCUCUUGUCACCCUUGUGCUUUGUCCCCUGUGUCCUUGUGCCCAUCCGUAGCUGCCCUACUUCUCCCUCCCCAUUGUCCCCUGAGCAGCCAGGGGUUGUGGCUGUCCCCAGCCCUGCACUUGCCUGUUCAAUAAACCCUGUCCCUGCUGUC
Corvus hawaiiensis (hawaiian crow) is the source of this 1888-nucleotide messenger RNA. It is a transcript of the gene METTL27, whose product is annotated as methyltransferase like 27. The transcript has 5 exons. NCBI's taxonomy places the organism in Eukaryota, Metazoa, Chordata, Aves, Passeriformes, Corvidae. The record is from RefSeq and is a predicted model, not a curated record. The coding region runs from base 60 to 764 and encodes 234 amino acids.